Rotaria socialis is the source of this 819-nucleotide messenger RNA. Lineage: Eukaryota; Metazoa; Rotifera; Eurotatoria; Philodinida; Philodinidae. The record is from the annotation of a GenBank genome assembly.
AUGAAUAUAACAAAAACAUCAGACUCAAUUGAAUUAUCAAGCCCAUUUUUUAAUUUUCUAUGCGAUAAAUUUUUUUUUUCAUCAGAAUGGUUAACAUUUACAAUAUGCAUUUAUUUUACAUUUCAAACUGUAUUUUGGUUAUAUAAUUUAUUUCUUAUUUAUAUUGAAUUUAAUGACAUUCCUUCAAUUGAUAAAUAUCGAAUACAAAAACAUAAAGUGAAACUUCGUUUUCAACCAGAAAUGAUUCGUCAAAUGAAAGAAGGUACAAUAAAGCAUCAGUUAUCAUUAAUAUUAACCUUACCAUUAUUAUAUUAUUUAUUAAAUUAUUUUGGUCAUAUUUCUGUACGUUCAUCAAUUCCAUCGUUAUUGACGAUAACAUAUCAAAUAAUUUUAUUUAUAUUAGGUGAAGAUUUUCUAUUUUAUUGGACACAUUAUUUAUUUCAUACACCUUGGUUAUAUAAACAUAUUCAUAAAAAGCAUCAUAUAUUUAAACAACCAACAGGCGUUGUUUUCGUUUUAGCUGAUCCUUGGGAAUCAUUAUUACAAAAUCAAGUUGCUGUCUGGCUUGUACCAAUCGUUCUCAAAGAAAAACAUCUAUUUACAAUAUGUUUAUGGAUAUUUAUUCGUGUUUAUCAAACAAUAAAUGCUCAUUCAGGUUAUGAUCUACCAUACAUAAGUCCUCAAUAUUAUUUUCCAUGGUUAUUAUCUGGAACAUUACAACAUGAUUAUCAUCAUCAAUAUGCCAAAAUGAAUUAUGGAAGUUUUCUAACAUUAUGGGAUAGACUUAUGAAUACACAUAAACUAAAAAGAGAUAAUUAA